CGUCGAAUUCGAAGAGAGUUAAUUAAUUUUCCAAGCGAUUAGAAAAUGAAUAAGAAUCAUGCGCCACCCGUUUAUCAACAUUCUUACUGUGAGAAGGUUGUAGAUGGCACUUCAAUACCGUUAACUGUCCCAAGCGUCCAAACACUCGAUACAAAGGUUUUAUUACUCGAGUUUCGGCACUGAAAAGGAAUGGAAGUGAGCUUGGAUUUGUAACAAAUAUUCUUAACAGAAAAUAACAAUAUACUGUGCUCCAUUUAACGGAGUUAGUUUAAAGUAUGAAGCGAAACGUCCCAGGCCAUUCUCAUCGCGAUGAAAAAGCUAGAGCAUCACGCAGUGAAGAUUAUGAAGCUGCUUCACAUUCAAGAGCAGAAGAAGAAAAAGUACGACGUAGACGCGAAUGGAUGUUACAACAGAAAUUAAACGAGGAGCAUGAACGAUUGAAGAAGAAAAAGAUUUUAGAAUACGAAAUGCAACGCGCACGUGAGAAAAAAUUACGCGAGGCUAAAGGAAGAUCUCGGUGUAGUCGUAGUAGUAGCCCAAGUAAAUCUCCACCAAGUCGACAUGGAAGAACUUCUGUGUCAGAUACACCCAAAACUUUGUCUGAAAAAUUAGAAUCAUCAAAUGGGACAACACCUAUAUUUAAAGGACCCGAAGGUACACAAAUUAGUGUGACAGAAUUACGCAGAAUCAAAGUAGAUAUUCACAGAAGCAUUCCUGGAAAAUCAACAGCAGAUGAUCUUCACCGGGAGAUUAUUAAUCCUGAAGAUGUGGUGGUCAAAAGAAGAGAGGGAGAAGGAUCCAAGCCAAUAUUUGAAAGGGAAGAAAUAAAAAAUGCAGUAGUCAAAACAGAAGAAGUUGGAGAACGUCGUACUGUUAAAGCUAUAAGUAGUGAAAAUUUAGAAAGCAAAUCAAAAACCUUAAAAAAAUAUACGACGUCUCCGACUAAUGUAAGAGCUCGAAGUCACAGUCUUCCACGUACUUCGCCGCAUCAUUCCAGGCACGAAGACUCAAGACAUAAUAAUAGAGAAAUUUAUAGAAAUGAUAGGGAAAGAGAACAUAAUAGAGAUAAAAGUAGAGAGUAUAGAGAACGUCAUAAUGAACAAGAAAGAAGACGUACUCAUCCACAUAACAUAGAUAACAAUCGGUCACGAGAAAGAAGUCGUCGUGAUCAUUCGCGUUCUAGGGAAAGAGAAGAAAGAAAAUGGGAUAGAAAUUCUCAUCAUAAUAGAUCAGUUAGGGAUGAGAGAUCUUAUCAAGAGUACCGAGGAAGGUCAAGAGAACGCUCUAAGGAGAGGAGAGAUAGAGAUAGAUCUAGAGAACUGAGGGUUCCUCCACCACAUUAUAUUGAGCAGAUCCCUGUUCCUAUUUAUUGUGGAAACUUCCCACCAAGACCUAUAAUGGUUGGACCCUUAGUCCCUAUUCGUGCACAAGUUCCUUAUGGUAGUGUCAGACCUCCUAUGAUGGGUCCUUUAAGACCAUACCCCCCGCGAUUUAUUCCUCCAGAUAUCUAUAGAAUGCGUCCACCUCCAAAUCCUAGAUUUGGAUCAAUGUAUUAACGUAAUUACCUGUGAUAAAGUUAUAUUUUAAAUUAAAAAUGAAUGGUGGUAUUUCAUUGUACAAUGAUGAAGUAGAUAAUAUUUGAUGGUUCAAAUAUUAAUCGAAAUUUAUGACCAAAAAUUGCAAUAGAGUUGCAAGGGGAUAAAUCAUGCUCAAAUUAGCAUAUUUUUUAGUAAUAUUUAAAAUGUAUAAAUAUUUUAUAAGUUUUUAACUGUGUUGCUAGCUUACUACAAUCAUUUUACUUAAUGUUAAAGCUUUGUAAAUGAUAUACAUACGUAAUUUGAAGUGUAAUCAUAAGAUCAAGAAUUUCUGUAAAUUUUAAUUGCCGCUAUAUAUAUAUAUAUAUAUAUAUAUAUAUUUUAAACUGUAUUUAAUAUCAAUUUAACGUGUGACACCUACCCGAAAUAAACUUGUGAUUUCUGUGA
Osmia bicornis bicornis is the source of this 1982-nucleotide messenger RNA. It is a transcript of the gene Fem, whose product is annotated as serine/threonine-protein kinase fray2-like. The coding region runs from base 276 to 1556 and encodes 426 amino acids. The record is from RefSeq and is a predicted model, not a curated record. The transcript is spliced from 11 exons. NCBI's taxonomy places the organism in Eukaryota, Metazoa, Arthropoda, Insecta, Hymenoptera, Megachilidae.